Colletotrichum spaethianum is the source of this 1779-nucleotide messenger RNA. RefSeq lists its product as uncharacterized. The transcript has a single exon. NCBI's taxonomy places the organism in Eukaryota, Fungi, Ascomycota, Sordariomycetes, Glomerellales, Glomerellaceae. The record is from RefSeq and is a predicted model, not a curated record. The coding region runs from base 1 to 1779 and encodes 592 amino acids.
AUGGAAGAAAAGGCAGACACUCAAGAAUACCUCAGUAGAGUUGUCAAGGCUGGUUUCAUGAUGCAAGAGGGGGGCUACAGCAAGAAGGAAAUUGAUUUGACCACGGACGUCUUGGGAGGCAUGGCUCCUGAUGGCUCACCGACAAUUCAAACGAGGGCCAACUACCCGCGCUAUUUGCGUGUUGAGCAGGGCACGUGGGCAGCGUUGAUUCGGACAACUCGGAACGCCCAAGAAGCCUGGGCGUUAUUCAAAAACCCCCCUGAACCUGGGAUGAGACCAACGUUCGACGUUUACUGGGAAUUGAUGGUGAAGCUCGCAGCGGAGCCUGCUGAUCCUGGUCACCAUAAUCUUCCCGGGGAUGGGAGAGAAGUCUUCCCUUUCAACGACAGGAACUUUAGCGACUUCGAGAAAGCGCGGACAACCCCACCCAGCAUACCCAAGUUGAUAGAGGAGAUGUCCAACGCCGGCGUGGCCAUCCGGGGACGGACGUUGGCUUGGCUCCUUAGGCAGGCCCCCAACAUCGAGACUGCUCUGGAGUAUACCAACCACAGUAGCUUGGACGAAACACUCAAGAGCAACCUUAGGUGGUGCCUGAAAGAGUACCAGAGGCCCCCGUCAAACCCGUCCACCAAGCUCCCUCCGCCCACCAACUUACCUCGCGAUAUUUUGCAUGCUGUUAUCGACUUUGUUUGUCGGCUACAGCCCAACCGAACGGCAAAUACCCCCGACUCGCUCCCCAACUAUAAGCUCUACCCCAUACAUCACGCUCUCCGACUUGCGCAAACCGGAUGGAAAUCUGCUCACGCCUCUGGGAGAGCACCGUGGGAAUCUAUCAUGCUUGCCUUGGGCAGGCCGAACAUCAUGGUUAGCAACAAUGUUCCACGAGACAACGACAUUGAGGUUAUGAACAUGGCCCUCAAAGUCCUGGAGAAGGCUGAGGAGCAUAGCGCGCUCAGCUUGAGCAUGUUUGAUUCAUUUGCCCAGGCAGUACGCAAGGCUGUCUAUUCAAGACUUCCCAUCUUACUUGAGCGUGCUUCGUCCACUUCUACUAUUCUUCCGGAGGACGAAGAGUUUAUGUCACUCUAUCAGGCACAGAGCACAGAGUUGGGGAUACCAAACGGUCCCCACGUCUUCCGGAAAGCCGACUCGGCCAAUGACGUUUCCGGCUCAUGGCGACAGAUACUCACACCGGUUUUCCAGAGCCGCCAAGAGCGGGACAAGCUCCAGACGCCUUGCAAUAUCGUCCAGGAAGCAUCGGAAAGAUUGAGAGCUGCCUGGAGAGUGCUGUCCACCAAAGCCUCGGCACGACAGCCUUAUGUCGAUCCACGCGUGACAGCUUCCCACAUCAAUGGCUACAUGCGCACACUCGCGGCUAUUGGCGAUCUCGAGGAAAUGGUUCUGCUUCUGUGCUGGGUUGUGCGAGACUGGGCCCCCACGGCCGCCGGCGACUUGUCUCUUGCCGACGCGAGGCGUCUUUCUAGGGCAGUCAUCGUGUUCCGGGCCUUUGCAGAACCAUUGCUUGACGAGAGCAUAGUGGCCUCUUUGCGCGAGGAGCUUGAAAUGCACAGUGAGGAGGGGGGACCAGUGCACUGGCCUACCAACCAAGAAGUUGAACAGUACAUAGAGGGCGAUGAAUGGGGCAAUCAUCAGAAUCUGCACGAAGUUAUCAAGCUAGCAGCGGCUUCGGGACAAGAGCAGCUGAAGCAAGAGCACCAGUUGUUGGGAACCGAGAGAUAUGAAGACGUCGCUCGAAGUUGGGGGAGUUGCAAGACAAGAUGA